AUGAUUAAAAUGAAAAUUAUAAAAUUAGUUUUUAUGUUAAUCCCCUUUAUAUAUUAUUGGGGGGGCUCAUAUGCAUAUAUCACUAAUAAAGGAAAUGUAGGUAGUAUCAUGAAUUAUAAUUAUAAAAAUGCGUUUAAUGAGAAAAAAGAAUUAUUGAAUAAAUUUAUCAAAAAGGCAAAACGUCAAUAUUUGAAUUCAAAUAUCAAUAUAUCGAACAUUGGCCCAGGAUUCAAAAAGAUUUUUGACUCAAACUUUUUAUUUGGUUCCAGUUGGAAAUCUCAUAAAGAUUUAAUUAUAAGAAAACUUAAGGGUUUGCGAACGACCAAAAGUAAUAAUACUGUGAAAAAUGUUGCAAUUAUUGUGGCAUCAUGUAUAACAGUAAUAACUGUAAUGCAAUCCAUGAUCAUGCUAAGGAACUUUUUUCAUAAUCAAUACAAAGACAUAAGUAAACAAGAAGAAAUGUUAUUAGGAAGAUCUGAAAGUCCGCACAUCGAAAUUUAA
This is a messenger RNA of Plasmodium yoelii, 501 nucleotides long. RefSeq names its product conserved Plasmodium protein, unknown function. The transcript has 5 exons. NCBI's taxonomy places the organism in Eukaryota, Apicomplexa, Aconoidasida, Haemosporida, Plasmodiidae. The coding region runs from base 1 to 501 and encodes 166 amino acids. The record is from RefSeq and is a predicted model, not a curated record.